UGAUUUUUUAAGGUUAAUCUUGAGAGGUUUAUUCCCUGUGGUUUCAAAGGUCCUAUCAGAUUAUAUAAAACCCUAAUUCCCCGAGCUUUCCCGUUCUGGGGUCCAAGUUUUAGUGCUGAAAUGAAUGACAUAAAGACCCUCAAGAAUCAACAGAGGGACAAACAUCCGGGUUUUGAUUCCUACUUAGAGUGCAUGACAAGGAGUUUAUUUACUGGAUUGGCUGCUUUUGCUUUCGGAUUCUCAGGGACGUACUUUUUGCAAAAACUUCUGCAGAAGCACCUGCCUUACAAGCCCAAAAUCUUCAUUCUCACGUCUUCCAUCGUGGGAUCUGGAGUUGCCUAUAAGGCCACUAAGGAUAGAACACGGGCUUGCCAAGCAGCCUGGUUAGCAUUUGAAGACAAACACACCGCUCUUAAGAGUUCUGAAGGAUUCGCAGAUGAUUAAUACAAUGCUACGUUCAAUAGUUCUGCGAUCGCUUAGAAUCACUAGAUUUCCACGGUUUUCCCAGAAUCCGGGAAGAUGGACAAAACAAGGAGUGCUUUUUGGAGUAGAUGUAAGAUCCAAA
Molecule: messenger RNA, 565 nt
Organism: Phlebotomus argentipes
Lineage: Eukaryota; Metazoa; Arthropoda; Insecta; Diptera; Psychodidae
Product: transmembrane protein 141
Exons: 2
Coding region: 121-444 (107 amino acids)
Source: RefSeq, a predicted model, not a curated record